This is a messenger RNA of Tachysurus fulvidraco (yellow catfish), 2472 nucleotides long. It is a transcript of the gene drd2a, whose product is annotated as dopamine receptor D2a. The record is from RefSeq and is a predicted model, not a curated record. Bases 314 to 1645 code for a protein of 443 amino acids. Gene Ontology annotation, cellular component: glutamatergic synapse; presynaptic membrane. Gene Ontology annotation, molecular function: dopamine neurotransmitter receptor activity, coupled via Gi/Go; G protein-coupled receptor activity. Gene Ontology annotation, biological process: adenylate cyclase-activating adrenergic receptor signaling pathway; adenylate cyclase-inhibiting dopamine receptor signaling pathway. The transcript is spliced from 8 exons. Lineage: Eukaryota; Metazoa; Chordata; Actinopteri; Siluriformes; Bagridae.
UAGAGUCUCACGGCAGGCUAGCGCGUGCGUAAAGGCGCGCGCUCUCACUCCACCUGCCGCACGGCUUUUUGCUGCGCACGAGAACUUGCGCGCUUUACAAGAGACACGGGACGUUUAUGGAUCAAAAUAAGUUCGAAAGCGACUUUUUUUUAAGUACUUGCGAUAAGCAGUGACUUAUCUUUCCGAAUGCUUCUUAUGGACAUGCGCAUGCGCUGGAGAAAAGUGGAUUUAAAACAUCUUCGGCUCUGUACUGCUCUGUUAAUGAAACUUACGCCGUGAAGGGCCUCUUCUUGGCCUCGGACCCUCACAGCUGAUGGAAGUCUUGGAGGAAUAUCUUUAUAAUGAUAGCUUCUUCAAAAAUAGCCUCAGUGGCCUCAACACUACAGAUGGAGGCAGAAGACAUCAGUACAAUUAUUACGCCAUGCUACUCACACUGCUCAUUUUUGUGAUUGUCUUCGGAAAUGUACUCGUGUGCAUGGCCGUGUCUAGAGAGAAAGCUUUACAGACCACGACUAACUACCUGAUAGUGAGCUUGGCUGUGGCUGACCUGCUGGUUGCGACUCUGGUUAUGCCUUGGGUGGUAUAUCUUGAGGUGGUGGGAGAAUGGAGAUUUAGCACAAUCCACUGUGACAUCUUUGUCACGCUUGAUGUUAUGAUGUGCACAGCAAGCAUCCUUAAUCUCUGUGCCAUUAGUAUUGAUAGGUAUACAGCAGUUGCGAUGCCAAUGUUGUAUAAUACACGCUACAGCUCCAAGAGGAGAGUCACAGUCAUGAUCUCAGUAGUGUGGAUACUGUCCUUUGCCAUUUCAUGCCCCCUGCUGUUUGGACUCAACAACACAGAGAGCCACGAUGAAGCUCUCUGUGUAAUCGCGAACCCUGCCUUUGUAGUCUACUCUUCUGUUGUGUCCUUCUACGUUCCAUUCAUCAUCACCCUGCUCGUGUACGUGCAGAUCUACGUAGUGCUACGUAGACGGCGUAAACGUGUCAGCACAAAGCGCACCUACCCAAGCAGCAACAUGGACAUGGGCACUUUAAAGAAAUGCACUCACCCUGAUGAUGUGAAGCUGUGCACCGUCGCUGUGAAGUCCAAUGGGAAUUUUCCUGUUCAUAACAAAAAUAUUUUCAUAAAGGAUGUGGCCAAUAAUGAAAAUGAAAGCCAAAUAGAGGAAAUUACAAACCUUAAUCCUCCAAAACAGCGGACACUUGAGCAGACCGGUGAGAGCCAGCAUGGGCUUCUGCUUGGUUCAAACCACACUGAAGUAGAUAUAGCACCCUCCACAACUGAGCUCAAGCCAGCACGGAAUGGAAAGAACUACGACGCCUCCAAAAUGGCUAAAGUGUUUGAGACACAGGUGUCUCCCAGUGGCAAAAUGCAGACGUCAGUGAAGUCCAUAAGCAAGCGCAAAAUCUCUCAGCAGAAAGAGAAGAAAGCUACUCAGAUGUUGGCCAUUGUACUCGGUGUGUUUAUUAUAUGCUGGCUGCCGUUCUUCAUCACGCACAUAGUGAAUACGUACUGUCACGUCCCAGCAGAACUCUACACAGCUUUUACCUGGCUCGGUUACGUCAACAGCGCAGUGAACCCCAUCAUAUACACCACCUUCAAUAUUGAAUUCCGCAAGGCUUUCAUUAAGAUCCUGCACUGCUGAGAGCGGACUUAUCCAGACGUGAAGAAAGACACAGCUUAUCCACAUACAGCCUGCAUAAAGAUCCUUCCUGAAGACUGUUCUAAAAGGAGACUGAACUUGAAGGAGACUUCUGGAAAUGACACCAAUGUACAUACUGUAUGCAGUUCAGGAUGUAUUAUUAACCCAAGCAAUUCUCCAAGUUUCAUCUCAUGCACCAAUAAGAAUUUUUUGGAUAAUGGCUACAGAAAUGUUUUUCAGUAUAUCUUUGACAGUAUUAUUUUUGUUUUUACACGAUAAAGGUAAAUUAAGCAUCAUUUAGAUUAUAUUAUUGCAGUCUUCAUAGUGGAGGUAAAAUACAGCAUACAAGUGUUGAUGCUCAGCUGACAACCAAUUAUAUAUUUACAUGUGUAUAUAAAUGUAAUAUGCACAACAACAAAAUGUGGAAAUAUGGAUCCUCAUGUACAUUGUAGUGCUGUGCAUUUAGUCUCAGUUAUCACUAUGAAGAGACAGUCAGUUUUUUUUUACUUGACAAUUGAUGAUUUGGUCUUCAGGGUAAAACUGAUCACAUGAUUUGUAAUUUGGUCAGAGUUUAAUUUCAUAUGAACAAAAUCAUAAGGAAAGGUACAAAGGGUAACCACAACCCCAACAUGGUGUAUAGUGUGUGGGAGGAAAAUGCCACUCAACCCAAUUAACCCAGUUUGCAAAAAUUGUGCAGAUUUAUUGUAAGGUAUUGUUUAUAUAUGCUAUUUUAAGAACAUCUGUUCAAUGUGAUAAGCCUGCUUUGAAAAAAAUAGAGCAUGUUUUUUUCACAUGUACCAUCAUAUAAGCAGAUACACUUAAGGUCUGCA